GGUCUUUUCAAUUCAUCGCCUUUAUUUUUCACAUUUCUUGUCCAAAAUCGCCAAAACCUCUCCCUCCUUCCUUCCCCUCUCUCUCUCUCUCUCUCUAUCACAUAGAAUCCUUUUUCUCUACAGACAUCUAUUUUUUUAUCUACAUGUACUUGCGCCUCGUUGUUCGUGCUGUGAUCCUUUUCGCUUUCGAGCCCUAGAACGGAAACCCUAACUCACCGAGCGAGAGGGGGGCGUUUUGUCGUAAAUUGUACAAUAAUUACGUUUAUUUAAGGUGCUGUUAAUUAUUGUUUACUCAGUUCUUGAUGGUUUGAGCUGUAAAGAGGGUGUUGCCAUUACCAAGAUGAGUUUGCAACAGUCUACGCAGCCUAAAUCUUAUGCUAAUGGAUUUGGUCGUAGAAGAGCUGAAAGGGAAGGAGGAACAAGAUUGGACAAUAAACUGCAAUCUGGAAAGUCAAAUCUGAAUAGAUCAAGUAACUCGGGUGCUGGUGUUGGUGGCAAAGUUGGUUGUGGGAGUCCUCGCGAUCGACUGAUUUAUUUAUCAACUUGUCUCAUUGGGCAUCUUGUGGAAGUCCACCUGAAAAACGGAUCCAUAUAUUCUGGGACAUGCUACACAACAAAUGUUGAAAAGGAAUUUUCUAUUGUUCUGAGAAUGGCUCGCUUGAUAAAGGAUGUUCCUUUUAGAGGGCAGAAGGCAGAAACCCUUAGCAAGGCUCCUUCAAAGACUUUUAUCAUACAUGGCAGAGAAGUUGCACAAUUGAUUGCAAAGGAUGUGUCUGUAACAAUGGAUGGGAUGAACCGUGAUUUCCAAAAUGAAAAGCAGCAGGAGAUUAUAAUAGACUCCUUAAUAUCUCAAUCCCGUCACAGUGAAUUUGAGAGAGAGCUGGGACGUUGGGUCCCUGAUGAAGAUGCCCCACAGUGCCCUGAACUAGAGAAUAUAUUUGAUGCUCCUUGGAAUAGUUGGGGUUGGGAUCAAUUUGAGACAAAUGAAAUGUUAUUUGGAGUGAAAAGCACCUUUGAUGAGGAACUUUAUACAACAAAGCUUGAGAGGGGUCCUCAGACAAGAGAGUUGGAAAAGGAAGCCAUGAGAAUAGCAAGAGAAAUUGAGGGUGAAGAUACACAAGAUCUUCAUUUAGCAGAGGAAAGAGGCAUACACCUUCAUGAAAAUUUUGAUAUCGAUGAGGAGACCAGAUUCUCGUCUGUAUAUAGAGGUACAAGGGCUGAUGAUAGUGGAUAUGAGGAAACUGAAGAUAUACUGUUGGAUUCUCGCAAUAGUGAAACCUUUGGUGAUGCACCUGCUUCUUACUCUACGAAGUCCAUGGAUUUGGCCCAUGGAAAAAGUGAUGAUAGAUCUCAAGUUUUGUCAAGCUCUUCCUUGGAUGAGGCACAGUGUUCUCAGUCAUGUGGUAAUGCAGAUUUAUAUCAUUCAGUUACCCAUGAGCAAGCUAGACAGCUGGCAUCCGAGCUUCCAUCUAAAAAUUUGUCCACUUCAGAGAGUGAAAGCAGGAUCAUAGAGAAUCUUUGUGGUGAACAUGGAGCAAAUGACAGUAAUAAGGAGUUUGUAGAAGAACAAGCUCAGGCUGAAGGUGCUCAAUUGCCGACACGCGAUGAUUCUCAAUCACCGCUGAAUGGAAAGAAAGAUAGCUGUGAUAAAGGAGGACUAUCUCCUAAUGCAACUGCAUUUGCUCCUCCAUCCAAUGUUACUUCAAACAGUAAUGAAAAGACAAGUUCUUCUGCUGAAUUGCCAGAAGGUGCUCCAUCUGUUAAAGGAGCCGGAGAAGUGCAAGCUGUAAACUCCCGUGGAAGACCUGGCAGUUCUACAUCAUCAAAUUCAGAUUGUGUGGGUGCUGUGUCAGUUUCCAAUGGUCCUGGUUUAUCACCAAGCUCAUCAAUGGGUUCAUUAUCUUCAGAGAAGUCCACACUGAACCCUCAUGCUAAGGAAUUCAAACUUAAUCCCAAUGCCAAGAGUUUCACCCCUUCUCAAACACCUGUUAGGCCUCCAUCCCCAGCAUCGGAUGGUUCCUUCUAUUUUCAACCUAAUGUUCCUGCUCUACCACAUAUGCAUGGCAUGCCUAUGGGAAUUGGAAUUGGACACUCAUUUACUGGCCACCAGCCAGUUAUAUUUAAUCCACAGGUCGCAUCAUUGCAAACACAACAAGCAUAUUUUCAUCCAGGUGGACCUCAGUAUGGGCAGCAGAUGCUCGUUGGCCACCCCAGGCAAGUAUUGUACAUGCCAAGCUACCAACCUGAGAUGCCGUACAAAGGACGAGAAUUUUAGUAAAGCUGAUGAACAUUCUUGGCAGUUCCAGUCUGCUCGCAACAAAUAAACUUCUGAAAAGCUGCUUGGAACAAUUUUCUAGGAUCUAAGCCCUGCAGUCCAUGAAGAUAUAUAUAGCUCUGAAGCCCCAUUUCUGCCUUGGGGGAAGUUGACUAAUUGUGGGAUAUAAUUUUUACAAUCUUGUAUGCUUCAUUUACACCAUGACUGAAAUUCUCCACAUGUUUUUAACUAGUAUUUUACAGUGACUGUUUUAUUUAAAUUAGUUUCUGGAUCAAAUUAUGGUGCAGAGAUUUGUGUUCUCCCAUAUAAAUUUCUCUGCUAUAUUUCCAUGUUCUGGUGUUGAG
Jatropha curcas is the source of this 2619-nucleotide messenger RNA. RefSeq names its product polyadenylate-binding protein-interacting protein 3. The record is from RefSeq and is a predicted model, not a curated record. NCBI's taxonomy places the organism in Eukaryota, Viridiplantae, Streptophyta, Magnoliopsida, Malpighiales, Euphorbiaceae. Gene Ontology annotation, biological process: cytoplasmic stress granule assembly. Gene Ontology annotation, cellular component: cytoplasmic stress granule. Gene Ontology annotation, molecular function: mRNA binding.